Messenger RNA from Vigna umbellata (rice bean), 2398 nucleotides. The record is from RefSeq and is a predicted model, not a curated record. Lineage: Eukaryota; Viridiplantae; Streptophyta; Magnoliopsida; Fabales; Fabaceae.
GUUUGUUUCUUUCUCGUGUAAUACAUUGUAUUGUGGAUGCCUUUCGCUGCCGUAUAAAACCCACGACCGCAGAAUCCCAAACCGAAACCGGAACUAAAACCUCGCUACAGCUCGCUGCAACUGAAACAAUAGUUUCAUUCGCAAAAUACUCUUCUUUCUGUCACCGAAGAAUCUCAGCACUGUGCAAAUCCUAUUCGUUGCUUCAUUCGCUGAUUCUCUUUAACCGCAUUCGUCCUUCCUACUGCUUUGUAUUUUUGUCAAGGUUUUAAAUUACGGUCUACAAACACAGUAUAAUGGUUUUGGAGAUCUCUGCAACUGCAUCACUACUGCAAUUGUGGCUGCACCAAUCACAAUUUAGGUUUUCAUCCAGGUUCAGAUUCUAGUUGAUUAGUUGUCCUGACUCUAAUUGGAAAGAUGGGUAGCACAUUUAAUCCACAGAUUUUAGUGGAAAAACUAGCCAAGCUGAAUGGUUCACAAGCAAGCAUAGAGACUUUGUCACAUUGGUGUAUUUUUCAUAUGAACAAAGCCAAACAGGUUGUUGAAACAUGGGAUAGGCAAUUUCAUGGUUCUCCACGUGAGAAGAGAUUAGCAUUUCUGUAUCUCGCAAAUGAUAUUUUACAGAACAGCAGGCGAAAAGGUUCUGAAUUUGUAGGUGAAUUCUGGAAGGUUCUUCCAGAUGCUCUUCGAGACGUGAUUCAAAAUGGAGAUGAUUUUGCUAGGAAUGCGGCACUUCGACUGAUUGUUAUAUGGGAAGAGAGGAAAGUCUUUGGUUCUCGUGGUCAAAUUCUCAAGGAAGAGUUUGUUGGGAGGAAUGUGGAAAACACUAGUCGAGAUGUGAAGCCUACAAACAUGAAGAGGCCAUCUGCAGGGAAUGCAUUGGAGAAAAUAGUUUCAGCUUUCCAUGUUGUUUAUGGAGGGCAAAAAGAUGAAGACGCCAUAUUGAGCAAAUGCAGGAAUGCCAUUAACUGUCUUGAUAAAGCAGAUAAAGAAAUAGUUUCAGGGCAAUUUGGUGGAUCGGCACUGGUAGAUGAGCUCCAGGGGCAUAAUUCUGUACUGAAGGACUGCAUUGAGCAGUUAACGGCCAUAGAGUCAUCAAGGACUAGUCUUGUGUCUCACUUGAGAGAAGCUCUUUAAGAUCAGGAAUUCAAGCUGGGUCAAGUCCGUAGCCAGAUUCAGGCUGCAAAUGUUCGGUCAGAUCGGGCGUCCAACAACUGCCAACAGUUACUUAAUGGCAAUAAUAUUCAGUCGUUAGCUGAACAGAGCUCAAAGGAAAUUCAAACCUCCAUGUCAUCUGCAAGUUUUAGUAUUAUUUCUAGUGAAGGGGAGCAAUCUGCUCCAUUGAUGUACACCCCACAAGCGUCAUUUUCUCAGAAAUCUGGACACAUUGAGGAAGAUCCACGCAAGUCUGCAGCUGCAGCAGUGGCAGCAAAAUUGACCGCUUCAACAUCCUCCGCGCAGAUGCUAUCAUAUGUGCUGUCCUCCCUAGCAUCAGAAGGUGUAAUAGGUAAUCAGUCAGCAGCCGAUUAUCACUCGGAGAAGAGGACCAAGCUCGAGAAUGACCAACCAUCUUUUAUGCCAUCUCAGAAUCCUCAACAACCACUUCCUCCCUUUUCUCUACCUGAUUCUAUUCAACACAAUGCUCCUACAACCAACCAGCAAUCUACUCCCAAUGAACCACCACCUCCACCCUCAUCAUCACCUCCUCCAUUGCCACCACCGCCACCACCACCAAUGUCACAGUACCCAGUGCCACAGUUUAUGCAGACUGCUGGAUCUAUUAGUAGUAUGGCAUACAGCUAUGGAAUGACACAACAGCCGACAAUGACGGCCUAUCCCGGUGUCGGUGCUUCCACUUUUACCCCUCCUCCAAUGGGUACAUAUCAAGGUUUUCAGGGUUCAGAUGGAAAUUACUAUAACCAGCCCUCAUCAAUGCCUAUGGCCCCAAUAUCUCGACAAUAAGAUUCCCGGUCGUUAUGGAGGUAAGGUUGCUUUGAAAAGCUUUCAUACCUCCUCCACCCAUAACCUUGCUAUGGGAAUCUGAUUCUUCCCACAGUCAGAUGUGCAGAUAGUAAAUGCUCUGUAACCUUUAGUUGUUGGGCUGGUACUAAUUUCCUCAAGUUAAAACAAUUUAUUGUGGUCCACCGAGGAUAACGGUUUUGUACUUUUAUUGAGUAGGGUUUUGUUUUUUGUAGAACAGAAUUUUUAUUGCCUUAUGGCUUAAUUAGAUGUGUGGUUUUGGAGGGCUGUAGGCAUGUCGUUGCUAGUGAAUCAGUUAGUCUGCUGGCAUAUCUUCUUAACAUCUGCAUCUCCGCUGACGGGCUGUUAUCUGUACAGACCUUGUGUUUGUAUUUUAUGGAUUUUAUAUAAUUGUGCACUGAGGACCCGCUCAAUUCUAAAA